This is a messenger RNA of Closterium sp. Naga37s-1, 603 nucleotides long. Lineage: Eukaryota; Viridiplantae; Streptophyta; Zygnematophyceae; Desmidiales; Closteriaceae. The record is from the annotation of a GenBank genome assembly.
AUGGGUAGCAUCGGGAGGGUAUCGGCGUUCUGUCUGCUUGUUGCGCUAACGUUACCUGCAGUGCUGGCGGGGGAAGGAGCGGAGGGCGGGAGGCGGCUAUCGCCAUCGGUGGCGAAGACUACGGAAGCCGGGGCGAUCGACAAGGGAACGACAAACUCUGCGGACGCAGUCGAAGAGGCGAGAGCCAUGACGGCGCUGCUCGUGAAGGCGCCGCGGACAGCCAUGGCCAACGCGCCUUUCCUCCAAGCGCUCUUCGACGCGCGGAGAGGAGGUUCCGCGACGCUGUUCCUUCCGCUGAGCGGCUUCCGCGUGCUGGCGGACGCCGUCGGCUACGAUUACCCGCACUUCAACCGCAUCCUUAAGUACCACCUUAUACCCGACGCGCGCUACACUCUGGCGGAUCUGAAGGCGCUGCGGGAAGACAGCCUGCUGCCGACCGCCGAGGGCAGCAAGUUGAAGGUGUUUUCGAGCCGCGGCUCCAAGAUCGUAUGGCUGCAGGGGCGCUCUAUCAUCCCCGCCGCUGUGACUAUACCGAACCUGUUUGUGGGGGAGCGCAUCAUUGUGCACGGGCUGAGCCAAAGACUUAUUCCGCCCUCGUUUUAG